Messenger RNA from Oncorhynchus keta (chum salmon), 4788 nucleotides. RefSeq names its product fucolectin-6-like. Lineage: Eukaryota; Metazoa; Chordata; Actinopteri; Salmoniformes; Salmonidae. Bases 261 to 1241 code for a protein of 326 amino acids. The record is from RefSeq and is a predicted model, not a curated record. The transcript has 7 exons.
AAUCAGUCAGAUUCGGUUGUCUACAGAGCUUUUACCUACAUCAACAUCAACAGUGACCUUGUUUUUUUUAAGAUUGCAUGUUUGCAAGCAGAAUUGAGGGGAGUGGGGGUUUAUGCGAUCGCCUCCUACUCCUCAGAAGGCAGCCCGCCCUCCGGCCUCUCUUUCUCCGCCUCCUCUUCACGCAGAUCACUGGGGUCGGGGCCUGUUCCCGAGGGAGCCGUAUAUCAUGAAAGAAAAAAAAGGAUCCUGCUAGUCCGUGGAUGAUGAGAUCGACCACGAUGUUCCUCUUGUUGACUCUCCUGGGACUGGCAUGCUCUAUUGGCCCUACAGUCCCAAGAAAUCUUGCCUUGCGUGGAAAAGCUACACAGUCAGACCUCAUCGAGAACCCAUGGCACGGUUACAGUCAUGCCUCCAAUGCCAUUGAUGGGAACCGCGAUUCACAUUUCCAUCAUGGGUCCUGCACUGCCACUGACGAAUCCACUAACCCCUGGUGGAGAGUGGACCUGCUUGAUACCUACAUAGUCACCUCCAUCACCGUCACCAACAGAGGGGAUGCUGUUCCUGAGAGGCUUAACGGGGCUGAGAUACGAAUAGGAAAUUCUUUAGUGGACAAUGGCAUUCAUAACCCUCUGGUUAAAACAAUUCCCUCUGUUCCAGCUGGCAGUUCUCUCACCCUUGCUUUUGACCCAAGUUUCGAAGGACGUUAUGUGAUUGUGGUUCUACCAGGCCAGAAUAGACUUCUGACACUCUGUGAAGUGGAGGUUUACGGAUACCUUGCCCCAACUGGAGAGAAUGUGGCUCUAUAUGGAAAGGCCACCCAGUCAUCUUUGUAUGAGUUUGGCAUUCCAGGCAAUGCUAUUGACGGGAAUCGCAACGCUAUUUUGAUAGGAGGGUCCUGCACCCACACUCUACAGGACAUCAACGCCUGGUGGAGGGUGGACCUUCUGAAGACCUACAAAGUGUUCUCCAUCAUCAUCACCAACACAGUCGACGGUGAUCCCAGCAGACUCAAUGGAGCUGAGAUUCGCAUUGGAGAUUCCCUGAAAGACAACGGCAUCAAUAAUCCUAGGUGUGCUGUGAUCUCCUCUAUCCCAGCUGGCAAUUCAAGCACCUUCCAGUGUCCGGGCAUGGAGGGUCGAUAUGUCAUCGUGGUCAUUCCAGGGAGGAAGGAGUACCUGACCUUGUGUGAGGUGGAGGUGUACGGAUCACCCCUGGAUGGGACUGGGCCUACAUGUAACUAAAUCAGAUCGUUAACUCUUAACAGCACCCUGAAAUGUUUGGGGAAUGUAUUGUCUUACGAAAACAAUUCAACUUUUUAGUAUACUAUCACUAUUCUGUAAGUUCGUCUUGCACACUGUUUUUGGAUGUUUGGGUAUAAAUUGACAAACACUUUUUGUAACACUUUUUAAGAACAACUUUCAUGAAUUAUUAUGUAGCCUAAUUAUUGGUUAGACAGUUAUCAUUCAUACCAUGAAAUGCAUGUAAUGCUGUAAAGUAAUGCUAUUAUGUUAGAAUGAAUGGUCCCGCUUUAAAUGACGUUCAGAUUAUAAAGGCUUCAUAAAGCCUUAAUAAUGCCUUCAUAAGCAGUACAUAAAUGUUUACAAAUCAUCUAUAACCAUAUGUCAUGCUUUAUAAAGGGUUCAUAAAUGCAGCAUAACUGUGUGACAUAAUCAUCUAUAUCAAAUGUGAUAUAACCCACUAAGUCAAAUAUGAUAUAAACAUGUGCUUUAUAAAGGGUGACGUGCUGAAGGAUGGAAAAAGCUCUAAAGGGAUGUCAUCUUAGUCACAAGAUAAAGUGUGGAAAUGGGCAGGGUUUAGCCAAAAUGAGUACUUUUUGACUUUUUUUGUUGUCAAGUAGUGACGAUGACAAAUACUUUACUGAGUAAGGUCACUGCUAUAGAAUUCUAUAGUCACUCCCACUAUGCCCAAUUUUGAAUGGUUGAUAUCCCAGGCUUCAAUGUGCUGUGUGAGCAAUAGCCUGAGAACAACAUUACACCAAGAAACCCUUACCUUGAUGAAAGUCCCCAAUCUAAAGACAUCGAAAGUGUCUUUCUUCUGGAACCAAGUGACAUGUUCCUCAGUACACAAACAUGAAAACAACAAAAACGAGCCAUACCACACAGUGCUGGGCCCUGUCAAGUCUUUGACACAUUCACCCAUUUCCCCGCUGAAAGAUCAGCCACAAAAUGUGGCCACCGUUGUAACAUGUUGUAAUCAAGCCCUGGUCCCCAGCAUGGGAACAGAAGAGGAUGAUCUGGUGCGGUAGUCUCAGGUUGGACUACUCCAAAUCAUCUUGGUUCUGACACAUAAACGCAAGCUUUGCAGGUCCAUCAACCCAUUUAGUACCUCUCACACCCUACUGUAACCUGUGGAUCAUGAGAGAAACGUAAUAAAUCAGCGGAACGUUAAUCACCUACUUAUUAACACUUCACGUAGUGUCCAGUAAUACUUUGUUUGAAAUGAGACCACCUUCGCAUGACGCUGUACUUCAUUUAAAGUCUGUCUACUUUGGUCAUUUAUGACACAUGCAUAAAUAAAUGCCUUAUAUCAUAUGACGCUGUACUUAAUAUAAGGUCAGACACCUUUGGUCAUUCCUAACACAUGCAUAAUGGCUUAAUGAUGUUAACACAACUGUAUUAACACUUAGGGAAUUGGCAUUAAAUGAUAAAACAAGAAAACAUUAAAGAAAUGUUUAAACCGUACAGUACAUUUAUUACAUUCGUACAACAAUACAAAUACAUGACAUUUCAAAAAGUCCAGCAAUGCCAUUACAUUGAACAUUACACAGGGCUGUGAAUAGUCCAGCUUGUCCCUGAGCUGACAGGAGAACGGUUCUUGCCUCCCUUCUUGCUGGAGGUACUGGGUGUUGGUUCCAACCUAAAUGAACAACAAAGUUAGCAGGUCUGUUAGGAAAGGUCGUUUGUCACACCAUCUAGAUAAGGGCAUUUCUGUGCUGCACAAGAAACUCUAAACGGGAAGAUGGGAAACUCCAUUAAAUUCGUAUUGUUACAAUACAGCUAUGAAACAUGUAUGUAUGUAGGGGAUAUAUCUGUAUUUAGCUGAGCCUGCUAGCUAACUAAAUUUUGUCUAGCUAGUAAUCGCUGUGAAGUCACCGAAAUUAUUUGAAAGAAUGAUUGAGGUAGCUACAGUAUGUAAUCUAACUCAACACUUAACUACUACCAACACAUUUAAAUCACAAUAAAUAAAGGUUAACUUACUUGUUUUUGGAUUUGAGAACUCAUCACAUCACCUGCGUCUCAUCAGUAACACUAAAAAAGUACUUCCGUGAAUUUUGGAAAUGUUCCAAAUAAAGUCCCCCACGUAAUAGCAGAAAAGUCUUAAAAAAACAUUCAUGAUAUAUGAAAAAUAAUUGUCUAAACAUUAAACAUAGAUUUUUAAGUGACAUAUGCAUUACAUUUGGGUUUUAAAACAUGUUCCAAGGUCAAAUAAAUGCUCCCAAUGCAAAUCACCAUAUAUAGAAUAGAUAUUGGCUUAGAGCAAUAACUAUUCUGGGUGCAGCAGUACAAGUAUUGCAGGGAAUACUCAAUAGGGUCAGGAGAAUGAAUGUACAGUGGGGAAAACAAGUAUUUGAUACACUCCCGAUUUUGCAGGUUUUCCUACUUACAAAGCAUGUAGAGGUCUGUAGGUACACUUCAACUGUGAGAGAUGGAAUCUAAAAUAAAAAUCCAGAAAAUCACAUUGUAUGAUUUUUAAGUUAAUUAAUUUGCAUCUUAUUGCAUGACAUAAGUAUUUGAUACAUCAGAAAACUGUAUAUAUGGUGUCAUUUCAUGGGGCUCAAAAUAAUACGGAAUGUGGCCGGCCUUUUACUCCACCCAUUCCAUUGGCGGCCAGAUCACAUCAUGUGUGCUUACUGCACUACAGAAAACCUGCUAACAAAACAACAGUGCAGAGCAUGCUCACUGAAUUAAAGAGCAACUACACUUACAAAUAUACGUUUCUUAGAUUUUUCACAGACCUCAAAAGUCUGAUGUGGUUUAAGAAUUGUUGUGAACACAGAAAAUUAAAUGUUGUUUUUCUAUUAGAAAGUGUGAAAACACUGGGGGAAAACCAGAAAGAAUGGGGAAAAUCUGAAACCCGGAAAAACAAAACCAAGAAAAAGGAAUUUGGUGGGGGAAAAGAAGUAGGCAACUACAACAAACAGACUAACGAUUGUAAAAGGCCCUACCAAGGUUUUUUGCUUUGCAUGACUGCACUUUAGAGUCUGUGUUCUCCUGCAGCACAGCAUGUUGGGGGAAGCUGAAGUCAAGUCCAAUAUUGACUAUGCACCCAAGAGGGAAAGAGGAUGGGCCAAUCUAGAAAUGUUUUAGUGAAAUAUAAUAUAUAACAUUUUGCAGACACUUUUAUCCAAAGCGACUUACAGUCAUACGUGAAUACAUUUUUACGUAUUAUAGGGUGUUGAAUCGAACCCAAUAUCCUGCCGUUGCAAUGCUCUACCAAGAUGUAUGACAGGGUUAUAAAUGCUUUGUGAAGCCACAAUUGAAUAUGAUUUAUAAGCUCUUUAUUGAGCGGUGCUCAUGCCACCCUUUAUAAAGCACAGGUUUGUAUCAUUUUCGACAUAGUGGGUUUUGUCCCCUUAGACAUUGGUGGUUAUGGCGAACAGUUAUGAACCCUUUAUAAAGCAUGGCAUACGGUUAUAGAUGAUGUGUAACACAUUUCUGUAGUGUUUAUGAAGGUUUUCGGAAGCCUUUAUAAGCUGCACGUCAUUUAAAGUGGGACCAAAUUCAUGAAUAAACUUAAUUAAUAAAUCUGGAAUGUUUCCAUUGUGUA